Messenger RNA from Nilaparvata lugens (brown planthopper), 2051 nucleotides. RefSeq lists its product as uncharacterized. The record is from RefSeq and is a predicted model, not a curated record. Lineage: Eukaryota; Metazoa; Arthropoda; Insecta; Hemiptera; Delphacidae. The coding region runs from base 11 to 505 and encodes 164 amino acids. The transcript is spliced from 3 exons.
UGGAGUUGACAUGGAUAAUUUCAACAGUGACAUAAUAUUUGGCAUUUUCCCCGAGUGGUCGUAUUCAGUGGAUAGCCAACAUUUUACUCUCAUUGAGAAAUCCACAUUUCAAGAGAAAUUCAUUAUAACUAAGUAUCAGUUAAUGGGAUGUGAAAUAGAGCAGUCUCAGAAAGAUACCUUCUUCAGAGUUGUGAUAGAAUACCUUUUCACCGAAAAUGUUAACGAAGUUCAUGUGACUGAUACCAUAGAUAAAAUCUAUAAGUUCAAACUGCCAGGAUCUUCCACAGGAACAAGCUUUGGAGUUGUGGAAACCUUCGACUUCAAUCUACAAACUCCAACCGACGCCUUCAGAUUUGCUGGCACUGCGACUAUUGACACAUCAUUCACUUUAUGGUCUGAUACAGAGUUGAACAUGACGAAAGUACCUGUUGAGAAAGGACAGUCAAAGCAAGGUAAAACAUCAAGAGUAAUCUGUUGCUUUGGUCGAAGUGAAACUGCUCCAUAAUCAACGCUCGAUAGGAAUGGCUCAUACAAAGUGUCCAAUGAUGUGGUGUGAAUUUUGUAGAUUUGGAGACUUUUAAGUGAGAUUCACGUGAAAAAGUCAGUGAAAAUGAUAGGAGGCUCCAGUUGUCAUAUGUUUCUUUUUGACUUUCUUCCAUAAUAUAAGCUGUGUUCGAGUUAUCGUGUAAUAUUAUGGCACAGUUGCACAAAAGCCGGUUGAAUUUUAAUCGUGAUUAAUUCCACGAGCACCAAUAAGAGAAGGCUGUUUCGAGGAGAAGGCUGUUUCGAGGAGAAGGCAAGUCUGAUUGGUUCUUGUGAAAUUAAUCACGAUUAGAAUAUUCAACCGGCUUCUGUGCAACCAGCAUUGGGUCUUCUUAAAUAUUAAUAAUAAUAAUAAAAUAAUAAUAAUAAUAAUACCUUUAUUGUACAAAUAGACAAGUUAGAACACAUCUAUAUAUACAGAAUAAUAGUAGGUUUUCAACGUGUAGAAUCACAGCUCAAGGCCUUUGUAAGUUGCACAAGUCAAAAAUGAAAAGAUGAAAAAGUUCAGGUACAUUGAUAUAAAUGUCUUCGAGUUGCUCAUGUAAUAGGGUGGGAGGCCAGGGACUUUGUUAGCACCCUAUUUUGUAACAAAUAAAAAGUAUAUAAUAAUUGCUUUUAAAAUCUCUACUCAACUAUUAACCUGUUUAAACUAUUUGAAUCCACGGUUGGGAGCUUUGGAUGGAUUCGUUCAUGCAAAUGCCAAGAUCUUCACUAUUGUUUAACAACACUUGUUUCAGAAACAAGUAACUUAUCACGAGCCAGGAACGUGAGAUGAAAGAUUUUGUAGAAAUGCUACUGAUUUAUUAGUUGAAUUAUACAAUUAUCGGUCAUCUUUGAAAUUCUGUUACAUCGAAUUAUAAUAUUCACUGUAAUCAAUCCGGUUAUUUAUUCAAUUACUUGUUUCAAUAUUACAACAUUAAAAAUUUAAUUUCAAAUAAUAUUUCUCAAAUUACUACUUUAUCGCAAUUAUUCAUAAUUGAUAUUCAGUCAAGAAUUUGCUAACUCACUCUACAAUAAAUUUAGGGCCUCGGUCAAUUUAUCUGGUCAAUCUAUUCGAGCUUAAUAAAAUAAUUUUGGCACUCACCAUUGAAUUGAAAAUUCAACAAAUAAAUCGGCACUCCCAAUCACUCACGCUUACAUUUCAACUUCGGUACUAUAUUUCAGACUACAUGCUUUUAAUUUAUACAAAAUAAAAUAAUAAGGAGAUUUUUCAUCUAAUUAGGCCGAAGCCUAAAUUAGAGACCGAGACUUAAUCUGCGACUACAUGAGUUCUUCUCGCGGUGACGACUCGAUUAGAACUGCCGCUCUCCUACUCAAAUUUUUCGAUUUGCAAGAAAACACGUGGAGCGCCCGGCCAAUAAUUUCAGGGUAAAACGUCGUGGGGUCACAUGGUUCGAAUACAUUUCUAAAUACGUUUGCAUUAAUUUCAUUUCGAAAUUCAAGCCAGUACUAUGGAAAUGCUAGAAGACUACAAUAAUUUGGAUGGAUAAGAAGCAAGUUAGCAAAUC